GCUGCAGUGGGUAGCACUGCCGCUUCGCAGCAAGGAGGUCCUGGGUUCAAAUCCCCGUCGGCCAGGGUCUCUCUGUGCGGGGUUUGCAUGUUCUCCCCGUGACUGCGUUGGGAGAGGUAGGUAAACACAACAUAACAGACACCAGGUGGACUCACACUGUGUUUUUAUAUGAGCAGAGAAAACCAGUUCUGCAGGUGGUUCAUACAUCAGGCUGGAAAUCUCUCCCUGAACUAUUACAUUUUGUAGCUCUGUUCCUGGGCACAAGACAUGCUCUUGCUCUGAGACAGAAUGGCGUCUGGAUCUUCUCUCCUGGAAAAGGACCUCACCUGUCCUGUGUGCUCUGAAAUCUUCAGGGAUCCUGUUGUCCUGAGAUGCAGUCACAGCUUCUGUGAGGCCUGUCUGCAGCAUUGGUGGAGAGAGAAGGGAUCUCAGGAGUGCCCAGUUUGCAGGAGAAGAUCUUCUAAUGAUCAACCUCUCCCUAGCCUGUCUCUGAGGAAUACCUGUGAGUCGUUCUUAAAGGAGAGAAGUCAGAGAGCUGAAGCAGGACCAGUGCUCUGCAGUCUACACAGUGAGAAACUCAAACUCUUCUGUUUGGAGGAUCAAAUACCUGUCUGUGUUGUCUGUCAAACUUCAAAAAAACAUGACAACCACAAAUUUCGACCAGUCCAGGAAGCUGCAGAAAAAUAUAAGGGGAAACUCAGGACUGCACUGGCUCCACUGAAGAAGAAGCUAAGAGCCUUUAAUGCAGUGAAACUAAUCUGUGAUCAAACAGCAGAGCACAUCAAGAGCCAGGCCCAGCGCACAGAGAGACAGAUAAAGAUGGAGUUUGAGAAAAUUCAGCAGUUCCUAAAAGAGGAAGAGGCAGCCAGGAUCACUGCACUGAGGGAGGAAGAGGAGCAGAAGAGUCAGAAGAUGAAGGAGAAGAUUGAGAAGAUGACAGAAGAGAUAUCAUCCCUUUCAGAACAGAUCAGAGCCAUAGAACAGGAGCUGGGAGCUGAAGAUGUCUCCUUCCUGCAGAGCUACAAGGACACACAAAACAGAGCCCAGUGCACACUGGGGGAUCCAGAGAAGGUCUCAGGACCUCUGAUUGAUGUGGCCAAGCACCUGGGCAAUCUGAAGUACAGAGUGUGGGAGAAGAUGCUGGGGACUGUUCAAUACACUUCUGUGACUCUGGACCCAAACACAGCACAUCCCAAACUCUCACUGUCUGAGGAUCUGACCAGUGUGAGAUGCAGUGAUGAGAGACAGCAGGUUCCUGAUAAUCCAGAGAGAUUUGAUGGGGGGUGUUGGGUGCAGAAGCCAUUACCGAGCUACAGACGGGACAGAAUGGCGUCUGGACCUUCUCUCCUGGAAGAGGACCUCUCCUGUCCUGUGUGCUCUCAAAUCUUCAGGGAUCCUGUUGUCCUGAGAUGCAGUCACAGCUUCUGUAAGGCCUGUCUGCAGCAUUGGUGGAGAGAGAAGGGAUCUCAGGAGUGCCCAGUUUGCAGGAGAAUAUCUUCCAUGGAUUUUCCUUCCCCUAACUUGUCUCUGAGGAAUACCUGUGAGGCGUUCUUAAAGGAGAGAAGUCAGAGAGCUGAAGCAGGAUCAGUGCUCUGCAGUCUGCACAGUGAGAAACUCAAACUCUUCUGUUUGGAGGAUCAAAUACCUGUCUGUCUUGUCUGUCAAGCUUCAAAAAAACAUGACAACCACAAAUUUCGACCAGUUCAGGAGGCUGCAGAAGAAAAUAAGGAGAAACUCAGGACUGCACUGGCUCCACUGCAGGAGAAGCUAAGAGCCUUUAAUGCAGUGAAACUAAUCUGUGAUCAAACAGCAGAGCACAUCAAGAGCCAGGCCCAGCACACAGAGAGACAGAUAAAGAUGGAGUUUGAGAAACUUCAGCAGUUCCUAAAAGAUGAAGAGGCAGCCAGGAUCACUGCACUGAGGGAGGAAGAGGAGCAGAAGAGUCAGAAGAUGAAGGAGAAGAUUGAGAAGAUGACAGAAGAGAUAUCAUCCCUUUCAGAACAGAUCAGAGCCAUAGAACAGGAGCUGGGAGCUGAAGGCAUCUCAUUCCUGCAGAGCUACAAGGACACACAAAACAGAGCCCAGUGCACACUGGGGGAUCCAGAGAAGGUCUCAGGACCGCUGAUUGAUGUGGCCAAGCACCUGGGCAAUCUGAAGUACAGAGUGUGGGAGAAGAUGCUGGGGACUGUUCAAUACACUCCUGUGAAUCUGGACCCAAACACAGCACAUCCUGAACUUUCACUGUCUGAGGAUCUGACCAGUAUGAGACGCAGUGAUGAGAGACAGCAGGUUCCUGAUAAUCCAGAGAGAUUUGAUUAUGGGUGGUUGUGUGUGCUGGGCUCUGAGGGAUUCAGCUCCGGAGGCCACUGCUGGGAUGUAGAAGUGGGGGGUGUGGCCUGGAUGGUGGGUGUGGUUAAAGAGUCCAUCAGCAGAAAAGGUGACUUCACUCUGAACCCAAAAGGAGGAGUGUGGGGUAUAGAGCUGACCAGUGGGGAAUACAGAGCCAUGACCUCCCCACCUACACUCCUCACUGUGCAGAGGAAACUCCAGAGGGUCAGAGUGCAGCUGGACUGGGACAAGGGGAAGGUGUCAUUCUCUGACCCCAGUGACAACACUCCUCUCUACACUUUUAAACACUCCUUCACUGAGAGACUGUUUCCUUUCUUUAGUACUAUGGGGACUGUGCGGAUCUGUCCACUGAAGGUGUCUGUAAGUGUAAAAUAGCACUGUGGGAUUGUUGGUAAACAUCAGCAGAAGUCAAAGGACUGUUCAUUAAACUCAGGUGUAUUUCAAAUGUCAUGAACAAAAACACGUCAUAAACAAAAUAUUGUCUAUUAGAAAUGUAAAUACAAACAUUCUGUAGUGCUUGAAGAGAAAUGUUGUCCAAGUUGAACCUGUUUUUAUGAUUGACAUAUACAUCUGUUGCAUAAGUGAUCAUAUAUGCUGCAUAUCCUCCUAUAUACGUAAUCAUAAUCAUAUUCUUGAAUAUUAAGAGCUUGAAGUAACUGCAAGUAGGUGUGCUGAGAAAAAAUAGAGUUAGUAGCAUGCAUGAACUAGAGUUCUGAGAAAGAGGCCCAGUUAGGAGACAAACACUUGAUCUACUGCUUAAAAUAUGCAUUGGAUAAUCACAUGAGUAAGUCGGCGUAAUAAAGUAAAUGUUCCU
Messenger RNA from Conger conger (European conger), 3163 nucleotides. RefSeq names its product E3 ubiquitin-protein ligase TRIM35-like. Gene Ontology annotation, biological process: protein ubiquitination. The record is from RefSeq and is a predicted model, not a curated record. The coding region runs from base 289 to 2724 and encodes 811 amino acids. Gene Ontology annotation, molecular function: protein binding; ubiquitin-protein transferase activity; zinc ion binding. The transcript has 12 exons. Lineage: Eukaryota; Metazoa; Chordata; Actinopteri; Anguilliformes; Congridae.